GCCUCCUGAGAGACUGGGAUCACAGGCGUGCACUGCUCCAGGGUUCCUUGAGCUGAGGGUGAGGGCAGAGCCUCGGGCAGCGGCAGAGGGCAGAUGGUGGUAUCCGAGCAGGCACAAGGCUGGGCUGCCGAGCUAGGCUCGUCUCAUAAGGCUCACUGUGAUCUCACGGGGGCCACACCCUUGAGCCGGACAGGCCUGUGGCUCAGAAGGCCCCAGAAGAGCUUGGGUGACGGCGCUCAUUUGGGAGCCUCUUACCCUGCUGCCGCCAUAUCUCAGAUUUCUAAUCUCAUUCGGUCUCGUUUGUGCGGUUUGUGUGCGGUUUGCUAGGUGUCAUGGCAGGAACCGGCCGGCCGCCAAGACAGACUCGGAGACUUCAAAGCAACAGAAGCUGAAAAAGAUUCAGAAACGCACAGGUCAGAACAAUCUUAUCCUUAACUCUGCAGCUCAAGGCUAAUGGCUGAUCAGCUGUCCUUCUGCUUUAAAAUUCUAGCCUUAAACAGCAGGUGGAGGGAGGUUGAAAAAGAGGGUGUAAAUGGAAGAAAUAUGCCUAUUCUUUGUUUUGUUUUUGAGACAGGAUCUCGCUAUGUAGCCCAGGCUAGGCUUGAACUCACUAUGUAGUCCAGGUUGGCUUUGAACUUGAGGCAAUCCUCCUGCCUCAGCCUCCCAAGUGCUGGGACCACAGGCAUGUACCACUAUGCCCAGCGUGCCUAUUCUUUCUAGCAUCUGUACUUCCAAAGAGAUGUUUCCACGGUUCCUUUACUCAUGCUUUUUUUUCUCAACUUUUAUGAAAGGUCAAAGUAAAGGAAAGAAUUAUGGCGAGAUAGGAAAACAAAGAUUAACUACUAAGAGUUCGUUAAGGGAAGCUUCAGUGUCUUUUCUUCCCUACCAUAGAUGUCAGAAGGAAAAGAAGGAUCAGGACCUCUGUUUUCCCCACUCCAACUCCUUAUUUCCAUGAUCAUUCCUGCUCUACACAAGGCUGCCAUCUACUACAUGCUGAAGUAUUUCAGAACUCCCUGUGGGCUGGACCCAGGAACGUAUGCUCCGGUCAAUGGGCAGGAGUCUUCAACAGAUCUUCCAACACCUGGAGAGUGCAAGAUUAAGUCUUAAGGAAUUUGAUUUGGCAGAAUCAAAGGAUGUGACUUCCCCACCACCUCUCUUCUUGAGGCUCAGGAGGCUGUUGCACCCUGUUGUGUCUGUGAACAGGCAACAUAUUCCACUGAUCACAGCACCUCUUCUGGCUCAUCAAUAAAAAGCUCCAGCCUGUCUAACCUUCCUGCCUUCUCUGAAGGGACAACUUGGCAAUUUCGGAGCGAUUGUUUGCCUGUUUCCCACAGAAAGCAACCAUCUGUGUUCAGGAACCAAGGCACAUCACUGCCACCUUUUUAGCUGUCAGGGUCUGAAGAAGCAGAACAACUUCAGUAUUUGGAACGUCUUUCGGAUUUACCACCACCUAACUCUUCUGUUGACUCUAUGUUUGAACUCCCAAAUAUUUUCAAACAAGAAGAGAAACCAAAAAAUAAGAGAGGGAGCAGGAAUCAUUUGUUAUUAGAUCAUGGGCCAAGUUCUGCUUUAAAUGAAACACCAGCACUUCCAGGGUGGGCCCUGGCCCAGCUCUCUCCUUUGGCUAGAGGGGAGCUAGAAGGACAUUUGUCUUCAAAUGUUUCUAGUUCUGUGCAGAAAUCAUGGGCAAUGCCAAAACAGCCUGGCAUAGAGCAAAGUAUUGUAGAUCUUCCAGAAAAAAAAAUUCAACCUAGUAUACAAGUGACUAACAUGGAGCCGACCCCAAGGCUUCCUUAUGAAGUCAAAAAUAAUGUAAAGAUAACCCCAUUGACAUUGCCUCAAGUCAUGGAUUCUAAAAGAAUGCUUAAUGACUCAUAUCCAUGUAUCACAGACCCACUAGGAAUGACCCCAAGGCCACAAUAUCAAGCCACAGAGUCUGUGGAGAUUAAUACAUUGAUGGACCAGCAGUCUAUCAGACCAGGAAAUAUGAGUCCAGUGCCACAACACACAGUCAUGGAAACUGUGGAAAUGGCCCCCGGGCCAAAGCACAAAGUCAUGGAAUCACUGAGUAUGACUUCAGGGUCACAAAGUCAGUCCAUGGAACAAGUAAAGAUUGCUUUCGACCUGAUACAUCGAAACACAGAAUCACUGGAAAUGAUCUCAACACCAUUACCUCAGGUCAUUGAUUACAUGAAAGUAACUCCAGUGGCACUAUCACAAACCAUGAGUUUCAUGGAGAUUCCACCAGCACAGUCACCUGAUAUAGAAUCUGGGGGUUUGAUCUCGGGUUCACAGUCUCAAAUUGCAAAUUUGACCCCAAGGCCAACUCAGUCAGAUGGUUUGAUGACUUCUAUCUCUUCUACUGCUAUUGCUCCACAGUUACCAUGUGCAAAUCAUUCUGAAUUGACCAGGGGGCAACCGUCAAAAGGUAUGAAAUACUCUGAAUUGAUCCAAGAGCCACAGCUGGAAGAUAUAAAACCUGGGGAGCAUAUCCCAGUCUCAAGGCUUCAAGGUUUAAAAUCUGUGGAGGUGACUCCAAGUUCAAGAAUUCAAGAUCUGAAAACUGAAGAGUUAGUCUUGGGUACAAAGAUUUAAGAUAUGGAACUGAAACUUGGGCCAAAGGUGCAAGGUCAGGAUUCUGUGGCUUUUCCACCAGAUUCUUUGGUUCAAGUUAUUAAGUCCAAGGAGGUUCUUCAAAGGUCUGAACUGCAGAGUAUGAAACCUGAGGAACUCAUUUCAGAGCCACAAAUGCAAGAUAUGAAACUUGUGACUGUUACUCCAUUAAUUGAGCUGCAAAAUUUAAAACCUGUAAAGGAUACUCCAGAUUCACAGCUCCAAUGUGAAAAAUCUGUGAAGUUGGCCCCAAGGCUUAAGAGGCAGGAGGCAAAAUCUGGGAAUGUAACUAGAAGACAAGGGUUUCAAGAAGUAAAAUCUGUGGAUUUAGACCCAAAGCAACGCUUUCAAGGGGUGACACCAGUGAGUUUAACUCUUGAUCCUGGACAGGAUGGCCAGGUAUUUGUAAACUUACCAGGAUGGAAACAUGUGAAUAUAGAACAACUGAAGAAAGGAUUCAAGUCAGACAGUAUAAUGUCUUUGGAGUUCGUUCCAGAGCCAAAAUCAAAAGGUAUAAAAUCUGUACAACUCAAUUCCAAAAUACAGUUGAAAAAUAUGAAACCAUUUGAAUUGGCUCCAGGACCAGAUAUUCAAGAUGUAAGAGCUAAAGCAUUCAAAUAUGAACCACAGUUGCAAAGUAGGAAAUCUCCCAAGUUGACCCCAGGACCACAGCUUCAAGAUAUGAAAACUGUGAAGUUAAACAAAGAGCCACAGAUCAGAAGUACGAAAACUAUUCAGUGGAUAUCAAGGGCUGAGUUCCAAGGAGUGACCUCUGUAGGGCUAAAUGUUGGAUCAAAAUCUCAAGGUUUUAUAUCUGAAGAAGUGAAAUCUUCCAUACAGUCGGGAGAUGUGAAGUCAUCUGAAUUGACUUUAGGACCUAAACUUCCAGGAGCAAAAUCUACAGAGCAAAAUCUACAGUUAGAGUGUGUGAAAACCCCUGAAUUGCUCCCAGGACAGGGGCUACAAAACAGGAAAACUUUUGCAUCAACCUCAGAGCCACAGCUUAGAAACAGGAAAUCUCUGCAGUGGAUACCAGGACCUGAGUUCCACAGUGUGAGAUCUACAGCAUUAAAUGUGAAGACACAAUCUCAACAUGUCAAACCUACAGGGUUGAAAUCUUUCAUACAGCUGGGAAGUGUGAAGUCAUAUGAAUUGACUCAAGGUAAAAAAUCUAUGAAAGUUGACCUUGGGCCACAAGGAACAGUGUGGGAAAACCCCCAAGUUGUCCCAGGGAGCAUGAGCUACUAGCUGUUCGCCACUCCAAGGCUAAAUACUGGUCAUCAUUUUUCCGUGGGGCUAUGGACUCACAGCCCCAAUAGUAACAAUGGUAUCCUGGUCCCCCAUUACAUUUUGGGGUUUUACCUAUAGGACAUGCAUAAAUAUCUAUGGUCUGGAGACCCCUUUC
Molecule: messenger RNA, 4018 nt
Organism: Heterocephalus glaber (naked mole-rat)
Lineage: Eukaryota; Metazoa; Chordata; Mammalia; Rodentia; Bathyergidae
Source: RefSeq, a predicted model, not a curated record